AUGAAUAAGAAAGACGCCAAGCAUUGAGAUAGUAUCGGUGCUUCGUUGUGCACAAUAAAAAAGCGGAGCCAAGCUCUUGGGCGAACAAUAAUCGUCAACAAGAGCGGGGAUCGAGCGCACAACGUCCGAGUCUUAUAUCGACACCAUCGCCUGGCUGCUCUCUCUCUCUCUCUCGUCUUUCGUCUCCCAAAGUCCCAACGGCAGUACACCGUCAACUUUCGUUACGCGCGUCCUCUCACAUCCACUAUACACUGCACUUGUAUACAACUAACAAGCUUAUUUUUGACUCCGCACCACAAGUCGUAUGGGCAGCCUCGCAUAAUAACGAUCCCGUAACGAUACUCGAGUAUAAAGUAAUUGAAUGAUGAAAUAACGGCUCGACAGAAUAAACAAAGAAAAGAAAAAGAAAAGAAAAGAAAAGCGUAAAGAUGCAAGGAGGCGUGUCUUCCUUGUUGGUCGGACUGUUGCUGGCCAUCAGUCGAGUUAAUGGCGAGUGGCACGAGGAUACGGGGCCUUGGGUCAUUGCCACGAGAGGCGAGCCUUGGCCUUUACCUUCGUCGAGGCUGCUGUUCACCGACUAUUACAGUCUCGACGCUGCUACCUUCAAAUUCAAGGUCGUACAGGAAAAUUGUGACGUGAUCGAGGAGGCGGUGAAACGUUACCAGAACAUCAUAAAGCACGAGUCCCACUUGGCUGAGAAAUACAGCAAAUAUGCGGACAACAGCGUCCCGGUCGCCAGCAGAUCCGUCUCAGCUCUGGAAAUUCGUCUGGGCCAACCUUGCGAGCAAUACCCGAAUCUUGGAUCCGACGAAUCUUACGACUUGAACGUUCCCAAAGGUUUGAACGGCACCACGGUAACUCUGAACUCCAACUCCGUGUGGGGCAUACUGCGGGGCCUCGAGACCUUCUCGCAACUCCUUGUCCACUCGAACAACGGAGCCGAACUCGUGGUGAGGGGCCAGUCGAUCUCGGACAAGCCAAGGUUCGGCCAUCGGGGCCUACUGCUCGACACGUCGCGGCACUACCUGCCCCUCGGGGACAUCCUCGAGACCCUCGAGGCCAUGUCGUACAACAAACUGAACGUACUGCACUGGCACAUCGUCGACGACAACAGUUUCCCCUACGUCAGCACAUCGUUCCCCGAUCUGUCGGCCAAGGGGGCUUACCACCCUACCAUGGUAUACACGCCCGAGGACGUGAAAAUGGUGGUGGAGCACGCGAGGACCAGGGGUAUACGCGUCGUGCCCGAAUUCGACACUCCCGGCCACACAAAGUCCUGGGGCUCCGCGUAUCCCCAAUACCUCACGGCUUGUUACGACGCCAACGGCAAGCCAUCGGGGAAACUUGGGCCGAUGAAUCCGCUGAACGAGCAACUGUACGACUUCAUGAGGACCCUACUGAGGGAAGUGGCCUCGAGUUUUCCGGACAAGUACGUUCAUCUUGGCGGUGACGAGGUCCUGUUCAACUGUUGGAUGAGCAACCCCGAGAUCAGUAGGUACAUGGAGCGCAACAACAUGACCACCAAUUAUCAAAAGCUCGAGGAGAUGUUCGUGAAGCGGGUCCUAGACAUCGUGGCCGAUCUCGAGGGCAAGGCCAUCGUGUGGCAGGAGGUUUUCGACAAUGGGCUGAAGUUGCGCGAAGGCACGGUCGUCCAAGUGUGGACCGGGUCUUGGAGCAGGGAGAUGUUCGACGUGACCGAUGCCGGUUACCCGGCCCUGCUGUCCACUUGUUGGUACCUGGACCACGUCGCCGGAGGUGGCGAUUGGUUGAAGUACUACAGGUGCGAGCCUCUCGCCUUUGGCGGCUCGGAGAAACAGAGGAACCUGGUUAUGGGCGGUGAAGCCGCCAUGUGGGGGGAAUUUGUUGACAAGAACAACGUUCAUUCGAGAAUUUGGCCGAGGGCGUCGGCCGUGGCGGAGAUUUUGUGGAGCCCUGGCGCCCAAAACGAGACGGAGGCCGCCGAGCGUCUGGAGGAGCACGCGUGUCGGAUGAACAGGCGCGGGAUACCGGCCCAACCGCCGAACGGCUCUGGUUUUUGCUUGUCAUGAAUCGGGUGAGGAAAAAGAGGCUGAAAAUUUUCAUUCGUUUUCAAACGAAUGUGCAAAAUCAAAGGUUUCAACGAGUUGACUUUGAUUAUUAAUUUCAUGAAUAUAUAUUUAUAUACACGUUUGUCGAGAAGAAAGAAUGAAAGAACCGCUUUCUCAUGUUUCCAAUAGAUUUUACUUUUACACAUCAACUUAGAAGUAAUCUACCCUAAUAAGUCUGUGUAUGGAACAAAAGAAAAUUUUAAUUUUUGGAUUAAAUCAAAGAUUAACGUUUUAUGCAUUUUUUCUUCCAUAACUGCUUGUGGCCCAUCAUCAAUAUAUUACAAUCACAAAAAU
Messenger RNA from Copidosoma floridanum, 2381 nucleotides. Its product is annotated as beta-hexosaminidase subunit beta. NCBI's taxonomy places the organism in Eukaryota, Metazoa, Arthropoda, Insecta, Hymenoptera, Encyrtidae. Gene Ontology annotation, molecular function: beta-N-acetylhexosaminidase activity. Gene Ontology annotation, biological process: carbohydrate metabolic process; ganglioside catabolic process; glycosaminoglycan metabolic process. Gene Ontology annotation, cellular component: membrane; lysosome. The record is from RefSeq and is a predicted model, not a curated record.